Molecule: messenger RNA, 2092 nt
Organism: Carassius auratus (goldfish)
Lineage: Eukaryota; Metazoa; Chordata; Actinopteri; Cypriniformes; Cyprinidae
Product: dynamin-2-like
Exons: 15
Coding region: 131-1969 (612 amino acids)
Biological process (GO): receptor internalization; synaptic vesicle budding from presynaptic endocytic zone membrane
Cellular component (GO): microtubule; plasma membrane; cytoplasm
Molecular function (GO): microtubule binding; GTPase activity; GTP binding
Source: RefSeq, a predicted model, not a curated record
AAUUUUUUAAUCAGAAUAGUAUGUCUAGGGAAGAAAAAAAGUUGGCAUGAUGUUUCUCAAUUUCAGUUUUUUUUAAUAUAGCAAAGCAGAAUUGUCCGGUCGCGCGCCGGAUCCUCACCGCUCCGUAUCCAUGGGGAACCGGGGGAUGGAGGAGCUGAUCCCGCUGGUGAACCGGCUGCAGGACGUCUUCAGUGCCAUCGGACAGAGCUGUGACCUGGACCUGCCGCAGAUCGCAGUGGUCGGGGGUCAGAGCGCAGGCAAAAGCUCCGUCCUGGAAAAUUUCGUGGGCAGAGAUUUCCUGCCAAGAGGCUCUGGAAUUGUUACAAGGAGACCGCUUGUACUUCAGCUCAUCAGUUCAACUUCAGAGCAUGCCGAGUUUCUGCACUGUAAAGGAAAGAGGUUUACAGACUUUGAUGAUGUUCGACAGGAGAUCAAAGCAGAGACGGACAGAGUCACAGGAACAAAUAAGGGCAUAUCCUCCAUUCCCAUCAACCUUUGUAUCUGCUCUCAAAAUGUUUUGAACCUCACUUUGAUAGAUCUUCCAGGCAUCACUAAAGUGCCAGUGGGAGAUCAGCCCCCUGACAUUGAAUACCAGAUCAGAGACAUGAUCAUGCAGUUCAUCUGCAGAGAGAAUUGUCUCAUCCUUGCUGUCACACCCGCUAAUGUGAAUCUGGCUAACUCUGAUGCACUUAAACUGGCCAAAGAUGUGGAUCCACAGGGCCAUCGCACCAUCGGUGUGAUCACUAAGCUGGAUCUGAUGGACAAGGGCACAGAUGUCAGGGACGUGCUGGAGAACAGGUUACUGCCACUACGCAGAGGUUAUGUUGGUGUGGUAAACCGUAGUCAGAAAGACAUUGAGGGAAAAAAGGACAUCAGUGCAGCUCUGGCUGCAGAAAGACGGUUCUUCAAGUCACAUCCUGCGUAUAGACACAUGGCAGACUGCAUGGGCACUCUGUACUUACAGAGGCUCCUCAACCAGCAACUUACCAAUCACAUUCGUGACACAUUACCUGCAUUACGCAGUCGACUACAGGGUCAGCUUCUGGCACUGGAUAAAGAGGCAGAGGAGUACAAGUGCUUGAACGCAGAUGACCCCUCGCGAAAAAACAAGGCCUUAAUAAAGCUGAUACAUCACUUUGGGUUGGAUUUUGAGAAGCGGAUCAAGGGAUCUGGGGAUCAGGUGGACACAGUGGAGCUUUCAGGAGGAGCCAAAAUCAACCGCAUCUUUCAUGAGCGUUUACCCUUGGAGCUGGUUAAGAUGGAGUUUGAUGAGAAAGAAAUACGCAGGGAGAUCGGUUACGCCAUUAAAAAUAUCCAUGGCAUCAGGACAGGCCUGUUCACACCUGACAUGGCCUUUGAAGCCAUAGUGAAGAAGCAGAUUGUGAAGCUUAAAGGGCCGUGUCUCAAGUGUGUAGACAUGGUGAUUCAGGAGCUCAUCAACACAGUACAACAGUGUACCAACAAGUUAAAGCCCUUUCCAAAACUAUGGGAGGAGACGGAGAGGAUAGUGACCACACACAUUCGGGAACGAGAGAGUCAAGCUAAAGACCAGGUUUUACUCUCACUAGAGAUCCAGCUCUCUUACAUCAACACAAACCAUGAAGAUUUCAUUGGGUUUGCAAACGCUCAACAGAAAAGCAGUCAAACGAGUAAGAAUCCUUCAGCAGGGAAGCAGGUGAUUCGCAAGGGCUGGUUAACCAUCAACAACAUCAGUCUGAUCAAGGGAGGGGCCAAGGAGUACUGGUUCAUGCUCACCACAGAGAGUCUGUCCUGGUUUAAAGAUGAUGAGGAAAAAGAGAAGAAAUGCAUGCUUCCUCUGGACAACCUGAAGGUGCGAGACAUAGAAAAGGGCUUCUUGUCCAGCAAACAUGUCUUUGCCAUCUUUAACACAGAGCAGAGGUCAGUUAUACCACCUACACACACUUCAGAAGAGAGAACGCUUUUUCAGAGAAUGUUUUUUCAACUUUAAAAUGAUGUAAAGAUCAAACACUUUACAUCAGUACACACCAUAUGAAGUAGAUUUAUAAUGUAGAUGCAGCUAAAGAAGAAUUCAACCCUCUGAAUGACCUGUGUGUGUGUGUGUGUGUGUGUG